Amphibalanus amphitrite is the source of this 2346-nucleotide messenger RNA. RefSeq lists its product as uncharacterized. Gene Ontology annotation, molecular function: nucleic acid binding. NCBI's taxonomy places the organism in Eukaryota, Metazoa, Arthropoda, Thecostraca, Balanomorpha, Balanidae. The record is from RefSeq and is a predicted model, not a curated record. Gene Ontology annotation, biological process: DNA integration. The transcript is spliced from 2 exons. The coding region runs from base 279 to 2147 and encodes 622 amino acids.
AACUGGAACGCCAGAUCAAAGAAGGUGAGCUGUUGCCUGUGGAACGGAGCGACUGGGCAGCACCUUUGGUGUUGGUCAGAAAACCUGGGGGUAACGUACGAAUCUGUGCAGAUUACAAGGUGACUGUAAAUCAGUGUGUAAAAGAGCAAGCUUAUCGGCUCCCCACGGCAGAAGAGAUAUUCAGUACAUUAGCUCAUGGAGAGUCUUUCUCAAAAUUAGAUUUAGCCAACGCUUAUAAACAGUUGCCACUAGCCCCAGAAAGCCAGGCUGUGUUGACCAUGAAUACGCCAUUGGGGCUGAUGAGGCCCACCAGACUUCCGUUUGGGCUCAAGAUAUCUCCCAACCUGUGGCAGAGGACGAUGGAUGAGGUGCUGAAAGGGCUGAAUGGUGUGGCAUGCUACUUGGAUGACAUUUUAGUCACAGGAAGGACCAGAGAGGAACACCAGGCGAACCUGGACGCGGUCAUGCAGAGGCUUCAGGAGCGCGGGCUGCGUCUGCGGAAGGAGAAGUGUGAACUCUUCAGAAAGACGAUCAUCUACUUGGGACAUGAAAUAUCUCAGGACGGCCUUCGCCCAACAGAUGAAAGGAAUGUGCCGGCAGAUGUCCUCAGCCGUCUUCCGAGCCGAACAGAAUCGGAUGAUGGAACCUGGCAGGUGUGCAGCGCAGAAGAGGAAGAGCUGAUCUGCGCGACCAUCGAGGACGACAUCUUGCCGGUGACUGCUGAUCAGGUCGCCAGGCAGACGGCCAGGGACCCCGUCCUCGGUCCAGUGCUGAGCUGGGUCCGGUCCGGGGCAUGGCCGAAGAAGACGGAGGCCAAGUUUCAGCCAUACAUCAGAUGCAGAGACGGUUUGACAGUCGUUGACGGAUGUCUUCAGGUGGGUGAAAAAGUAGUCAUACCCAGCCGAUUCAGACGUCAGCUGCUAGAGGAGUUACAUGAGGGACACCUGGGGGUGUGUAAAAUGAAGUCAUUAGCUCGAGGUUUUGUGUGGUGGCCGCAUCUGGAUGACGAGAUAGAGCAGUUGUGCCAACAGUGUGGUCCGUGCCGAACUAACGCUCAGAGACCGGCCACCUCCGCUGUGCACCCAUGGGUGUAUCCCUCGGCACCGUGGGAAAGAGUGCAUAUUGAUUUCGCGUCCCAUCAAGGUCGGGAUUAUCUUGUUCUCGUAGAUGCGUUUUCAAAAUGGCCGGAAAUAGAGGAAAUGCAUGGCACAACAGCUACAAAAACGAUAGAAGCGCUGACAAAAAUAUUUGCCACUCAUGGUUUCCCAGUGACCCUGGUUUCGGACAAUGGCCCGCCGUUCAAAUCUGCAGAAUUCGAGAACUUCUUGAGAUCGAGAGGCAUUUUCCAUCGUGCCACUCCGCCUUAUCACCCAGCAUCAAAUGGCCAGGCCGAGUCCAUGGUGAGGACGUUCAAGUCGUUUUUAAAGAAACAGCAGUCGAACGGCAGGAGCCGUGCAGUAGCAGUCUGUCAGUUUUUGGCACGAUACAGAGUGACGCCGUGUUCGUCCACUGGGAGGGCGCCGGCCGAGCUGUUACUGGGAAGAAUGCCUCGCACAAAGUUAUCUCUUCUGAAGCCCUCCGUGACCCAAAGAUUGAAGGGUCCGGGAGAGUAUGUGUAUUCACGAGAGUUUCUUGCAGGUGAUUCCGUGCUGCUGCGAGACCUGCGACCCGGCUCGGCGACUAAGUGGCGCAGAGCUACUGUUACUGGACGGGUCGGACCUCUGGUGUACGAGGUCUGCAUCGACGGCCGGACCCGGACCGCUCACCUGGACCACCUGCUGGCGGACCGGACCGUGGGUCGGACCGUUGCGGAUACGGUUCCGCGGACCGUGCCGGACCGCCCGGUGCCGGCCGCUGUUCCGGGACCCGAGCCGGCCCGAACCGACUAUAGAUCGGGGGAGUAUCUGGCGUACGACCGGUGCGCGUCUGCCGGUGGUGCAUCGGUGCCGCUGCCGAGUGAGAUCGAGACGCCCGGGGAGGCUCAUCGGCGUCGGGAGAGUGGGGACUCCCACAGGGAGCGGUCCCAGCGCUCUUCAGAGGACUCUGGAUUGUGGGGUGCGGGUGAGGCUCGUGUGCGACCGGGGAAUGAGUGUCAGAGUGAACCAGUGUUAAGACGUUCCGAGCGCUUGAGGAACAAGUUUUCGUGAAGGGGGGAAAAGUGAUAUGUACUGGUAUUUGCAUCUCGAGGUGGUGGUGAGUUUGCAUCUCUGACACAGGCUCGUCGGCUGACGCCGGUCAUGUGGUCAGCUGGCCCCGGGCUACGCCGGGCUGGCCGGCGGCUCAGGGGCUGUCUUGGUUGGGCUGUGACCGAGAGUGGUGUUCGUCUAUGGUGAAGGUGCUGGGAAU